Messenger RNA from Opisthocomus hoazin, 1443 nucleotides. The record is from RefSeq and is a predicted model, not a curated record. Lineage: Eukaryota; Metazoa; Chordata; Aves; Opisthocomiformes; Opisthocomidae.
UGCGAGCAGGUGGAAUCGCUGUACCCUCGUCCUGGCUGGGUGGAGUUAGAGCCUGAGCUGCUGUGGAGUCAGUUUGUUGCUGUGGUAAAAGAGGCUGUGCAAGCUGCGGGACUUCACAUGAGGCAAAUUGCUGGUCUAGGCAUCUCGACGCAGAGAGGAACUUUCAUUACAUGGCACAAGAGGACAGGGAAACCUUUUCAUAAUUUCAUAAGUUGGCAAGACUUAAGAAGUGCUGAACUUGUGAAUUCCUGGAAUAAGUCACUUCUGCUGAAGGUAAUCCAUGUUAUUUUUACGGUACUUCAUUUCUUGACUGGGAAUGAUCGCUAUUUGGCACCAAGUUUUCUUACUUUUUCAACACAACAAACUUCUAUGAAGUUGUCGUGGGUCUUCAAAAACAUGUAUGAGGCUGAAGAAGCUGCCAAAAAAAAUUACUGCUGCUUUGGAACAGUUGACACAUGGUUACUGUAUAGAUUAACUAAAGGUUCUGUGUACGCUACAGAUUACUCAAAUGCCAGUGCUACAGGUGUUUUUGAACCCUUUACGAAAUGUUGGAACCCCACUUUGUGUAAUUUACUUUCCAUUCCAAUGUCAAUUUAUCCUCCAGUGAAGGACACAAGCUUCAACUUCGGAUCAGCUGACUCUGAAAUAUUUGGGGUACCUAUUCCAAUAAUGGCAGUGGUAGCUGACCAGCAGUCAGCCAUGUUUGGAGAAUGCUGCUUUGACCCAGGAGAUGUUAAACUGACAAUGGGAACAGGUGGUUUCUGGGAUGUGAAUACUGGAGAGCAUCUCUUUGCAUCACGGAGAGGUCUGUAUCCACUGAUUGGUUGGAAGAUUGGGGAAGAAGUUGUUUACUUAACUGAAGGCUGUAUGUCAGACAUUGGCACUGCCAUAAAAUGGGCUCAGGAUAUAAAUCUUUUCACCAAUGUAGAUGAAACAGAAAAAAUGGCACGGAGUAUUGUUGAUUCUCAAGGCGUUUGUUUUGUUCCGGGUUUUCAGGUUUCUGUGAAUGACCCAUAUUUAUGUGCCUCUUUCAUGGGGCUGAAGCCUUCCACUACCAGAAACCAUCUUGUACGAGCUAUUUUGGAAUCUGUAGCUUUCAGAAACAAACGGCUUUAUGAUAUCAUUGUGAAGAAGGUACGCAUUCCUCUUCAAACUGUUCGAGCUGAUGGAGGUGUCAGUAAUAAUAGUUUUGUCAUGCAGAUGACUUCAGAUUUAAUUAAUAAGAAAAUAGAAAAACCUGCAAGCGCAGACAUGUCUAGUCUUGGUGCAGCUUUUCUAGCAGGCCUUGCUUCAGGAUUUUGGACUGACAAAGAACAACUAAAGAAGCUAAGGCAAAUAGAAGCCGUUUUUGAGCCCCAGAAGGACUCGGAGGAAUACAGACCUGCUAUGGAUACCUGGCUACAGGCAAUGAAACACUCCCUGCACUGGUAGAAUUUGGCAUUU